AUGCAGAACAUAGAUCAUGACAAUAUUUGCAAGUUCAUUGGUCUGACCCUCGACGGACCGCAACUAAUGUCGAUUUGGAGAUAUUGUUCAAGAGGAUCCUUGAAGGACGUCAUCGCGAAAGGAUCUUUGCAAAUGGACUGGUUUUUCAAGUACUCACUUAUUCGAGAUAUAUGUGAGGGAAUCUAUUAUCUUCACCAUUCGAUAGGCGCUCACGGCUGGAUCAGCUCAGGAACAUGUCUUGUAGACGAGAGAUGGCAAGUAAAAAUUACAUUUUGUGGGCUUGACGCAAUCAAAGCAAUGGAAGCUAGAGAACAAAAGGACAAUUUGUGGGUAGCGCCUGAGCACAUUAAAGAUCCCACACUGCCACCUACGAAAGAAGGAGAUAUUUACAGCUUUGGUAUCGUGUGCUCUGAAAUCAUAACAAAGAAAUCUGCUUGGGACCUUGAAAAUCAGGACUACGAUCUUGACGGUAAGUAAAA
Cylicostephanus goldi is the source of this 479-nucleotide messenger RNA. NCBI's taxonomy places the organism in Eukaryota, Metazoa, Nematoda, Chromadorea, Rhabditida, Strongylidae. The record is from the annotation of a GenBank genome assembly.